This is a messenger RNA of Salpingoeca rosetta, 1317 nucleotides long. RefSeq lists its product as uncharacterized. The record is from RefSeq and is a predicted model, not a curated record. The coding region runs from base 1 to 1317 and encodes 438 amino acids. The transcript is spliced from 6 exons. Lineage: Eukaryota; Choanoflagellata; Craspedida; Salpingoecidae.
AUGCAAGCACCUGCUCGACGCUCGACCUCCAUGCGCACACAAUUCAAACAGCGUGGGCGGCCGCUGGGAAUGAACGUGGUUGAAGUGGUUGAGGAGGAGGGCAAAGAGCUCGUGCACGAAGCAGAGGACAUGGCAGAGAGGGUGGGUGUGCAUCCACAGCAAUCACAACAACGCCACCACAAUGAACGCGGCGGCACUGCUGCAACCACAUUGCCUGCGCCUGUACAUGGGCCAGCAGCGCCACCGUCCCUGACGCAUGCCAUGAUGCCGACAUUGUCAACGACACCAAUCAUCACAAGCACAUUGCCACCGCUGCAGCGGGAUUGCAGUGCAGACGCCGAUGUUGGCCUUGUCUGCAGCAACGGCAACGACAGCAACAACAGCUGUGAUGGCAGCAGAAACAGCGGCAGCAGUAGGGCUUGUCCACCCUCCUUUCCUAACACGGUGCCGCCGUUACCUCAUGUCUGCGACGACUGCAGCGACAGCGCCACGGCCGUUCUUGCACACAUCAGUGGCAGCCUUUCCGUCACCAACUCGCUUGAUGGCAUCACCAUCAUCCUCAUCGUCGUCUUCAUCACCCCAUCGCCGUCAUCAACAACAGCGGCCACAGCAGCAGCACCAGCAGCACCACCGGCGAGCACUGCUGCACCUCCAGCAUCACUCUCAGCGUCUGUAGCGCUUGCAGACAGAGAGUCGGGGGCGGAGAAGAUUCACAUGCUCGGCUGUCGGCUGUGGCAUCGAGGAUUGGGCGGGCUUUUGAAUCCAAGCGCGCUUCAGGGCAGCGACGAGGAUGCUCGCAACCACCACCGGGUCAAAGUAGCAGACAGAAGGCUUUUCACUGCCCAGCUGCGCAAGCUGUACAACAUCGAGGCAGACCACGUCGUGCACCUCAGGGAUGUGCCACAGCAGCAAGACAGUGUGUCGUGUGGCCUAUUUGCGCUGGCUUACGCCACACUGCUGGCUGCUGGCCUGCAUCCACUCGACUUGAACAGCGUCAGCAUGACGGCACACCAGCUGCGCACGUGGUACUUGCAAGGCACAACUCGACGACGACGACGACAACAACAACAACAACAACAACAACAACAACAACAACAACAACAACAACAACAACAACAACAACAACAACAACAACAACAACAACAACAACAACAACAACAACAACUUCUGCAACAACAACAGCAGCAGCAACAACAACAACAACAACAACAACAACAACAACAACAACAACAACAACAACAACCUAACAACUUCUGCAACAACAACUUCUGCAACAACAGCAGCAGCAGCAACAACAACAACAACUACAACAACUAA